Capsaspora owczarzaki ATCC 30864 is the source of this 2154-nucleotide messenger RNA. Its product is annotated as hsp70-like protein. NCBI's taxonomy places the organism in Eukaryota, Filasterea, Ministeriida, Capsasporidae. Bases 100 to 2067 code for a protein of 655 amino acids. The record is from RefSeq and is a predicted model, not a curated record. Gene Ontology annotation, molecular function: ATP hydrolysis activity; heat shock protein binding; ATP-dependent protein folding chaperone. Gene Ontology annotation, biological process: endoplasmic reticulum unfolded protein response; cellular response to unfolded protein; protein refolding. Gene Ontology annotation, cellular component: membrane; endoplasmic reticulum chaperone complex; endoplasmic reticulum lumen. The transcript is spliced from 2 exons.
GUUGUAAACAGUUGAAAAAGACGACGCGUUCCAAAUCAAGCACAACCUCAGUUCUCUUAUUUUUUUCUUUUUUUUUCUUUUUCUUUUCAUUUCUAAUAAAUGCGUGUUGCGUACCUUGCGUCGCUCGCACUCGUUGCGCUCACUCUUGCGCUCGUCAACGCUGAUGAGACCAAGCAGCGCGAAUACGGCACCGUCAUCGGCAUCGAUCUCGGCACCACUUACAGCUGCGUCGGCGUGUUCAAGAACGGCCGCGUUGAAAUCAUCCCCAACGACCAAGGCAACCGCAUCACCCCCUCGUAUGUCGCAUUCACUGACGACGGCGAGCGCCUCAUUGGCGACGCCGCCAAGAACCAACUGACGGCCAACCCCUUCAACACCAUUUUCGACGCCAAGCGCCUCAUCGGCCGCGAGUUUAACGAAAAGUCCAUCCAGGCCGACAUCAAGCUCUGGCCCUUCAAGGUUGUCAACAAGAACGCCAAGCCCUACAUCAAGGUGGCCACCAGCGCCGGCGACAAGGUUCUCUCGCCCGAGGAGGUGUCUGCCAUGAUUUUGCUCAAGAUGAAGGAGACGGCUGAGGCCUACCUCGGCCACAAGGUCACCCACGCCGUCGUCACUGUGCCCGCCUACUUUAACGACGCCCAGCGUCAGGCCACCAAGGACGCCGGCACGAUCGCUGGUCUCACCGUCCUCCGCAUCAUCAACGAGCCCACGGCCGCUGCCAUCGCAUACGGUCUCGACAAGAACGACGGCGAGAAGAACAUUCUCGUGUUUGAUCUCGGUGGUGGCACGUUCGACGUUUCGCUCCUGACCAUCGACAACGGCGUCUUUGAGGUCGUUGCGACCAACGGUGACACUCACCUUGGUGGCCAGGACUUUGACCAACGCAUCAUGCAACACUUUAUGCGCCAGUACAAGGAGAAGAAGGGCAAGGACAUUUCCAGCGACGUUCGCGCCGUCCAAAAGCUUCGUCGUGAGGCCGAGAAGGCCAAGCGCGCCCUCUCCUCGCAGCACUCUGCCCGCCUCGAAAUCGAGGCCUUCUUUGACGGCGAGGACUUUUCCGAGACGCUCACCCGCGCCAAGUUUGAGGAGCUGAACGCCGACCUCUUCCGCUCGACCCUUGCCCCCGUCAAGAAGGUCUUGGAAGACUCUGGCCUCCGCAAGGAGGAGAUUGACGAAAUUGUCCUGGUCGGUGGCUCCACUCGCAUCCCCAAGGUCCAGCAGCUCGUCAAGGACUUUUUCAACGGCAAGGAGCCCAACCGCGGCAUCAACCCCGACGAAGCCGUCGCGUAUGGCGCCGCCGUCCAGGCUGGCGUUCUCGGUGGCGAGGAAUCCACUGGCGACCUUGUUCUUCUCGACGUCAACCCCCUGACCCUCGGUAUUGAGACUGUUGGCGGCGUCAUGACCAAGCUCAUCCCCCGCAACUCUGUCAUCCCCACCAAGAAGUCCCAAAUCUUCUCCACCGCCGCCGACAACCAGCCCACCGUCACCAUCCAGGUCUUUGAGGGCGAGCGCUCCCUCACCAAGGACUGCCACACCCUCGGCAAGUUCGAUCUGACUGGCAUUCCCCCAGCAGCCCGCGGCGUUCCCCAAAUCGAGGUCACCUUUGAGAUUGACGCCAACGGCAUUCUCCGCGUCUCGGCCGAGGACAAGGGCACUGGCAAGUCUGAGAAGAUCACCAUCACCAACGACCAAAACCGUCUGACCCCCGAGGAGAUUGAGCGCAUGGUCAACGACGCCGAGCGCUUUGCCGACCAGGACAAGAAGGUCAAGGAGCGUGUUGACGCCAAGAACGAGCUCGAGAGCUACGCCUACAACCUGCGCAACCAAAUCAAGGACGAGGACAAGCUCGGCGGCAAGCUCGACGAGGAGGACAAGGAGACCAUCACCACCGCCGUCGACGAGACGAUCGCCUGGCUCGACCAGUCCGGCGCCGAGGCCACCACCGAGGAGCUCAAGGAAAAGAAGGCUGCCUUUGAGAAGAUUGUCCAGCCCAUCGUUUCCAAGCUCUACCAGGGCGGUGCCGGUGGCGCUCCCUCUGGCGACGACGAGGGUCACGACGAGUUCUAAACAAAAAAAUGCUGCUGCUGCUUUUUUUGUUUCUCUUCUUCCAUUUACUAGAAAUCACAAAAAGUCAAUAAAUUACAAUUACAAUGA